CCGAUUCAACAUGGAGGACGCAGGAGCCCAGUGAAGUAAUUGAGUUGGAAACUUUUGGGAAUAACGUAGGAAUUAGUGGACCGAUUUGGACGCACCUGCAGGAUAACAUUUAGAUUUUAGUACCGAGUCAGCUGCGAAGAUGGCAGAGGAGAGUGUCAAGGUGGCGGUACGCUUGCGACCAUUUAACAGUCGUGAGAAGGCCCGCAACGCCACGCUAAUUAUCGACAUGAAGGGACCGACGACGUACAUCAAGGACCCCUCGGCACCUAGCGAGGAGGCCAAGUCGUUCACCUUCGACUACAGUUACUGGUCCCACGACGGCUCUAAGCUGGAGGGCGACGGCUACAUCGCACCUGAUCCCGGUCACCCCAAUGGGAAAAAAUUCGCUGACCAGAAAACCGUGUUUCAGGACCUUGGUAUGGGAGUACUGACCAACGCCUGGGACGGCUUUAACUCCACCCUCUUCGCAUAUGGACAGACAGGGUCCGGCAAGAGCUGGUCAGUGGUGGGAUACGGGGUCAACAGAGGUAUUGUGCCCCAGUUUUGUGAGGAAGUCUUCAACAGAGUAGACGCGGAGAAGAAUAACGGAUCUUCCACACAGUUUGAGGUGAACUUCAGUAUGUUGGAGAUAUACAAUGAAAUUGUUAGAGACCUGCUGAACCCAGGGUCUGGCGGUAAAGGCGGCCUGAAGGUCAGGCAGCACCCUAAGAAAGGAUUUUAUGCUCAAGGCCUUACGAGCGCCUUGGUGAGUAGUUAUAAUGACAUUGAGAAGAAAAUGGAGGAAGGCACGACUAACAGAACUGUGGCCGCCACCAAUAUGAAUGCUACUAGCAGUCGUGCUCACACCAUCGUUGGAAUCACACUGAUACAGAAAUUCAAGAAUGCUGCUGGAGAAGAGACGGCUAAGACUGGGAUUGUCAACCUGGUAGAUCUGGCUGGAAGUGAGCGUGCUGACAGCACAGGUGCCACAGGCGACAGACUGAAAGAGGGCGCUGCUAUCAACCAGUCGUUGUCUUCUCUUGGUAACGUCAUCUCUGCACUGGCUGAGAAAUCAUCAGGGAAAAAUACCAGAGUACCAUACCGUAACUCAGUGUUAACUAUGCUGCUGAAGAAUGCCUUGGGUGGAAACAGCAAGACAAUUAUGAUAGCUGCUCUGAGUCCAGCUGACAUCAACUAUGAUGAAACCCUGAGCACACUGAGAUAUGCUGACAGAGCCAAGCAGAUCAAGACCAAGGCCACAGUGAAUGAGGACCCCACAGAGAAACUGAUCCGAGAGCUUCAGGAGGAGAAUGAGAGGUUGAAGAAGAUGAUGGAGGGAGGAAAUAUUCAGGUGCCUCGGGGCGAUGGCGAUGAUGAGAUUCAGGCUUCAGAGGGAAUGUCAGAGGAGGAAAUUGCUGCCCUGAAGAAGCAGCUAGAGGAGGAGUACAAGGCAGAGUUAGAGGAAAAUGCCAAACAGAUGGAAGAGAUGAAGAAGGCCUAUGAAGACAAACUGAGAGAAUCUCAGGAGGAUAGCAAGGCAUCAUCACUGUCAGACACCCAAGCCAAGAAACAGACUGUGCCACAUCUCUCCAACUUAAACUUUGACCCCCAGCUGACAGGGAAAAUUGUCUACUUUAUUGACGGGGACACCAAGACUGUCGGCAACAAGAAAGGAGAACAGUCUGACAUUGUGCUGGCUGGUCCAAGCAUAAUGGCACAGCAUGCAGUGUUCACUGUAGAAGGAGGCAAGAUCUUCUUGGAAAAGAUGGCUGCAAAUGCACGCCUGCUGAUGAAUGGCGACCCAGUGAACCAGAAGACGGAGGUGAAACAUAAUGCAAGGUUGAUGUUUGGCACAACCCAGCUGUAUUUGUUUGUGAACCCCAAGGAGAGAGAUGCAGCCAAGACCCCAUAUCCCGAAAUCACAUUUGAGAUGGCACAGGAUGAAAUAGCCGCCUGCUCUGGCUUUGACAUGAAUACAGAGAACAAGUCUCAAGAUGACCUCCUGCUGCAGGAGGACCUGGCAGACAUGAUACCUGCUGUGGAAGAGGCCAACUCUAUCAGCCAGGAGUUGGACAAGAAGCUCAAGUUUGAGAUCAUCAUCGUCAGUUCAGAGGCCAGAGGAGAACUGUCUGGAAGAACUGAGGUGAUGGUGAGAGUCAGCAACCUGGAGACAGGCUAUGAGUGGGUGUGGUCCAAGAAUAAGUUCAUCGACAGGAAAUAUGUGAUGCAGGAACUUUUCCAGAAGUAUGAUGAUGGUGAAACAUGGGAUGUGCCUCCUGAGCAAGAUCCAUUCUAUGAGAACCCAGAGGACCCAGUUCACAUUGGUAGUGUGAAGGUGUGGCUGCAAUCUCUAGCCUAUCUGAUUGAGCUGAAGGAACAACUGGAAAUUACUGAUUUCCGAGGAAGACAGAUGGGAAUAUUCAAUCUGGAAGUGGUUCCAUGUAACAAGAAGGGUAAAGAGUACACAGAGGCAGAUGAUGUGUUUGUGGAUGACCCUGAGGAACUGGUGGGAAAGGAUCUUCACUUCAUGGUGAAAGUCAACAGUGCCAGGGGCAUCCCUGCCAGAUACACUGAUCUGUAUGCCAGGUUUAUAGCGCCAGGACAGACUGAUUUCACUGAGACUGCACAGAUUUCUGGCACCAGCAACCCCAACUGGAACUUUAAGAAACAGUAUGAUCUGCCUGUGGUGAAACCAGAGCAUGUGAAGAUGCUGAGAGACGGUGCCAUGAUGGUGCAGAUAUGGGGCGAUCAGAAGUCAGGACAGGCCAAAAAAUCAGUGAACACCAAGAAAGAGAUGGAGAAACUGUCCAUGGCAGCACAGCAGGUGCAUCAUGGGAAUGCAAAUGUCAAGACUGUGGAUGCUGGCAAAGUGAAAUAUAUGAUGCAGAGUGCAUUACUCGAAAAGAGACAGAAGAAGUAUGAAGAAAAAAUGAGUCAGUUGCGUAAAAUGGUAAAAGUUGCCAACAGCCAUCACAAGGUCAGGGUUGAGACCAAGGUCAUCAACGAAGUGCUGAAUGCUUCCAGCUGGAAAGAAGCUGAAAAACAGAUCAAUAAAAUCCCUAAAGACUCUGGAGGCGAUGAAAUCCCAAAGUCUGGAGCCUGCACCAUCCUAUAAUUGAAAGAAUGAAGUAAUUUCUUCUCUACGACCCAAACUCUGGUACUUGUAUCCAUGUGUUUUAUCUGAAUACAUCCC
This is a messenger RNA of Lingula anatina, 3172 nucleotides long. Its product is annotated as kinesin-like protein KIF28. The record is from RefSeq and is a predicted model, not a curated record. Lineage: Eukaryota; Metazoa; Brachiopoda; Lingulata; Lingulida; Lingulidae. Gene Ontology annotation, biological process: microtubule-based movement. Gene Ontology annotation, molecular function: microtubule binding; ATP binding; microtubule motor activity.